CGUCAUUUGUGUGCGACCUCAGCUCCUGUUCGCUGCGGAAACAACAACGCCGAGCGUGAGCCCCCGAGAGGAAACGUUACAGUCGUUAAGGCACUCUCCGGGUGAAAACAUGCCGGUUUGUAACUUCUUCCUCCAGGGACGAUGUCGUUACGGCGACAAAUGUUGGAAUGAGCACCCCAGAGGAGGAAGCAGAGGAGGUGGAUACAACGACAACCGCUCCUCUGGUCAGCAGUCCAGAGGAGGAGGAGGGUUUGGAAACAGAGUUUGGGUGAAUCCUUCCCAGCAAAAAGGAGCCUAUAUCCAACCUUCAUCCUUCUCUCAUGGAAGUGAUGACUGGGGUCGAGGAGGCGGAGGAAGUGACUGGGGUCGAGGAGGCGGAGGCGGAGGAAGUGACUGGGGCCGAGGAGGUGGAGGAGGAAGUGACUGGGGUCGAGGAGGAGGAGGAGGAAAUGACUGGAGCAGAGGAGGAGGUGGAGGGAGACGAGACAACUUAAAGAGCUCCGAAUUCAGUUUUUCCAGUCAGAACAAGUUUUCAGCACUUGGUACCUCCAACACCUUUGACAGGGGAGGAAGAGGAGGAGGACCAGGUGGAGGAUCUGCUGGCGAUGAAGAUGAUGACAAAAAACUGGAGAUCAUUCAGAUGGACAUGGACACUUGGGAGAGUUCAGGGCAGUGGGGCUUCUCGUGUUAUUCCAGUUUCAAGACACCUUUGUCUGGUUUCACUGAUCUCUCUCCAGAAGAGCUCAGGCUGGAAUACUACUCCACAAGAGCUUCAGGAGACCUGCAGGGCUAUCUCAAUGGCGUCAAUCAGUUGCUCAGCCAGUGGAAAAACCGAGUCCAGGAACUGAAGAUCAUGAAUCCAGCCACUCGAGCAGCACUGCUUGCAGAGUUAAAUGGUGCCACACCUCAGGCAUCUUCAGGUAGCUUUGGUUCCACAGGGAGUGGGUUUGGAUCUUCUACGUCCAGUUUCGGAAACAAAGACUUUGGAGCCCCAGCCCAGGCCAGCAGUUUCAGCUUUGGGUCACCAGCUGCUUUUGGUUCCCCAGCUGCAUCAUCAUCAUCCUCGUCAGGUUUUGGCAGAACCUUGGCACCUCCUACACAACCUCCCUCUGGGUUUGGUGGCUCAUCUGCACCCUCCUCUACAGCCACUGCUUCAAGUUUCUCCUUUGCCGCUGCAUCCACCGACAAACCAGCAGCCACUUCAGGAUUUGGAUCACCCUCGGGGUUUAGCUUCUCAUCAACAGCUACCACUGGAGGAGGAUUUGGUGCCACCGCAGGAAGCAGCAGUACUUUUGGACAGACGAGUGGAGGAUUUGGAGCGGCGCCUGCUGCUGCUGCAGGAGCCGGGUCUGCUGCAGAGGCAUCGGAUAGUCUGUUUACACCUGAGGGCAAACUGACUCAAGAAGAACUGAAUCAGUUCAAGGCUAAGAGAUUCACUCUUGGCCAGAUUCCGCUAAAGCCUCCCCCUGCUAACAUGCUAAUGGUGUGACACUGUGGGAGGAAUUCACAAGGGUUUUGAAAUGAAAAGUUAAUUUAUACAAAGUGAACAUUUCUUUCUGCAUAGUGCUUCUUGUUAAGAUGUGCUUAAUGUUUAAAUACUUGGGAUCAGCUUUGGCAGGGAAAUUGAGCUUUAUUUGUUUAUUCCAAAGUACAUUUUAUGUGCAGUUGUACAACACAGUACAUAUUUUAAAUAUUAUCUUUUGACAUGUAAAGUUCUAUGUUUGAGUCAAAGGAUGAAUUCAAACUUAGAUUAUUCUGCUUUAUUUUUUUUUUUGGCAGUUUCUGCUUUUCCUGUUUGUGGACAUGUUGAGAGUAAACCAAUCAGUUGAUGAGCACGUUUUUUGAGGAUUUAUUUGCAUCAUUAUAUAAUCAAACAUAUCAGUUACAACAAACUAACAUAAAUAUGCUGUUAACUUAUUUGGAGACUUAUUCUUAUCAGGAAUUUCAGACAUGAUGUCCUCUUAUGUACAAAUGCAUUUUGUUGAAUUUUUCAUAUGUUAUCAAUAUAAUUUCCUCCGACUUGCAUACUGAUAUCUAAUGGGGCCAGUUUAUAUAAAUUGCAAUUGUACAUCUCAUCCAGCAGAGGGAGUCACAAUAUAAGUGCAAAUGUAUAUCUGUUUUCUUUCUUUUUUAACAUUUAAGUGAGGCUCAUUCAAAUGCUGUAGCCGAUGUGUAAUUUAGGACUAACUUGAAAAGAGGAGGUGGUUCUUUGCCUCAGGCUCCAUAUCCUUCUCCCUCUGUUACUUAGAUUGUAAUGUGGCACAAUAUUAAAACAGUGGAAUCAAG
Acanthochromis polyacanthus (spiny chromis) is the source of this 2286-nucleotide messenger RNA. RefSeq names its product nucleoporin 42 (gene nup42). The transcript is spliced from 7 exons. Gene Ontology annotation, cellular component: nuclear envelope. The coding region runs from base 110 to 1489 and encodes 459 amino acids. Lineage: Eukaryota; Metazoa; Chordata; Actinopteri; Pomacentridae. Gene Ontology annotation, molecular function: nuclear export signal receptor activity; metal ion binding. The record is from RefSeq and is a predicted model, not a curated record.